CAAAGCCUUUGAUCAUUAGUUUAAGAUUCGACUUUAAGGAGUGGAACUAGUUUUACAACCUAUCUAUAUAUUAGUUAAGUUUACGCGCCAGUUUGAUCGGUUAUCGCAAUCCAGCUGUCAUAGUGUCAUGACGACAUCGUGGGUUUCAGAGUGCAAGGACUUAUCUAACACUGAUUUGGUUCAUAUCGCCAAACUUGCUGAGCAGGCUGAACGAUAUGAUGACAUGGCGGCAGCUAUGAAGCGGUAUACCGAGGCUUCGGGGAAUUUAGGGAACGAAGAACGGAAUUUACUAUCGGUGGCAUAUAAAAAUGUUGUGGGUGCUAGAAGAUCAGCAUGGAGAGUGAUACAUGGAAGUGAAAUGAAAGCGGUAAAUGACUGUACCAAGAAACAAAUAGCAGAAGAGUACCGUAUUAAAAUGGAAAAGGAGUUGAACACUAUCUGUAAUCAAGUUUUGGCUCUACUUGAGGAUUAUCUGCUUCCAAAUGCAAGUCCCGAUGACAGCAAAGUUUUCUUUCUGAAAAUGCAAGGUGACUAUUACCGGUAUCUCGCUGAGGUUGCCACUGAUGAUGCUCGAACAGAAGUGGUACAGAAAUCAUUGGAUGCCUACACGAAAGCUACUACGGCUGCUGAAAAUUUGCCUACCACUCAUCCUAUCCGUCUUGGUUUAGCUCUUAACUUCUCUGUGUUUUAUUACGAAAUACAAAAUAAUUCUGCUAAGGCGUGCGAUUUAGCUAAAUGCGCCUUCGAUUCAGCAAUAGCAGAACUAGAUCAGCUUCAAGAUGAUUCCUACAAAGACAGCACACUAAUUAUGCAGCUUCUAAGAGACAAUUUGACGUUGUGGGCCAGUGACCAAACAGCUGAGGGAGAUGUUGAAAAUGACGGCUAAACUCUGUUCUGUAAUAUUUAUUAUAGCCCUCAUGUCAUACAAGAUCUAUGUCAAUUUUCUGAUUGUUUACUGUUAUUUUGUACUUACUGAUGGAAGUUACGGUUCUUUGGUGUGAGUUUCCCAUGAGUUAUUAUGUAAAACCGUGUACCACAGUUUACUGAUGACAUUAAGGGUUGCACAGAUUGAUCCGUUACAAGUCAGUGUUAAGAGUAUCGUAAAACAUAAAGCUUGAGGCAGGCUAUUCUUGAGUUGGUUGGAUGUUCGAGAAUUAUGAGUAAAAUAAAGGAUAGGAAGCUACUUAGAACUAACAGGUUUCCACUACUUCCCUUCUCCGUGGUUUUAGCAUGUGCAUGUCAAUUCGUGGACUUAUUUAUAAUGAACACCGGAUUCUGUUGCGUGUAGAUUUCUGGUUUGAUUUUCUUAGCUGGUUUGCAUGACCCUACAGAUAGCCUUAAGGUCUACUAUCUGAGAGGUCCUGACUACAGUUGACUGUGUGUUCGGGACAGGACCAGUAUCGACCUCACACGUUGUUUUAGAGAACCUGCUAAGGUAACACACGGAUUUAGGCGUUUAUGUAUAGAGUGCACCUUGUGCUAUCAAGAUAACUUGAGGUAAUAAAUUGCGUGCAUUGUGUUGACAUAAAGAGACAGUUUAUCAUUAAGCACCUUCGUGUCAGUUUAAGAACCUCACAGAGUAGGUUUUUCUGGUUUCGGACGUUGUCUGUUGUGGAAGUAGCCUUGAAGAAAGGCAGGACGGUCAUUGACAUCUACGCUGGGCGACUUGGGGUCCGGUUGAUUGUCGUAUCCAGUGGUCAGAAACUUUAACGACAGUUAAAAGUCGUUUGCAGUGUUACGCUUGAAUUCACAUUAUUCUAUUCUAAGUUCUAAGCUUCUGAAUUUUCCAUACAUUCUUUCCAGCAUAAAUUUUCUUGGGUCGUGCCUUAGAUGUCUAGUCUGUUAUUACUUUUAAUACUGCUACUAAAUCUACUUUCGGAUUUGCCCUAACAACUCAUGCUUUGCUAAAGGGUUAUGGUACUGAUGUACAUACGUACCAGAGUCUUUUGCGCUUGGGUGACAGACAUCCUAGUUGGUUAGGACAUUCGUGUCCUAGAAAUUCUUAUUACAAUAUUACCUAUAAACUCGUUUUUCCCAAUGCACCUGAAACGAUGACCAUUCUAACUGAGUAUUCGCCGGGCUCCCUUUAACUCAUCAUUAGUGUUGCUAGUGCAAAUUCAUUCAACGGUAAGAGUUGAACGUAGAAUAAGUUUGUUUUCUGAUUCAUAGCCACCUAACUCUAAGAAUGCUUUUGUAAUGCCACGAUGGAUAGCUGUGUGGUGGUAAACUGAAAUUCGAUCGAUUUCCAGGAGUCUUGGUGUGUGUUGAGGAGUAUCUUUUGCGUCUUGUGGUUGGUGACAGGUCUGGUGUCCGGGGGCUUAUAUUAAUGGCUUCGAAUGGUCCUAGGGUCGUUUCUAGUGGCACAGUUACAUUUGCUCUCUAUCUUCACUUC
Messenger RNA from Schistosoma mattheei, 2392 nucleotides. NCBI's taxonomy places the organism in Eukaryota, Metazoa, Platyhelminthes, Trematoda, Strigeidida, Schistosomatidae. The record is from the annotation of a GenBank genome assembly.